This is a messenger RNA of Racocetra persica, 129 nucleotides long. NCBI's taxonomy places the organism in Eukaryota, Fungi, Glomeromycota, Glomeromycetes, Diversisporales, Gigasporaceae. The record is from the annotation of a GenBank genome assembly.
GAAACUGGACAAGUUAUGGUCUCUGAAAAUAAUACUAAUGGCAAUGGGAAUGACCAAGCUAUUGCUUACUUUACCGAACAAAUUGCUAAGCUCAAUAUCAACCUUGCUAAAAAACAAUCUGCUAUUUCU